GCUACUUACAUCUCGUUAAGCCGAGCUCCUGCCGGAGCCCCCGUCUUCCUGGCUGCCUCCGGAGACGGCCGCCUCUCCGCCCUGAAAUUCCGCAGCCCCCCAACGGCCCCUGGUCGAGGAAGACGAGAGCCCAGCCGCCGCGCUGGUAGAGCGGGAGCGUCGCCACGGCAACGGGAAACAGCGGCGGGGGAGGCAAGCUGGAGGAUCCAAACUUCGCCAGCAGUUGGCGUUUCGCGCCGCUGGGGCGGCUGGCGGUGCCCUCUGCGGGGCGCUGCAGAGGGCACCUGUCAGCGCUGUGAAUCAAAACUGAAAACAGAAGAAUGAAAAUAAGAGAUAAAAUAGUAAUACAGAAGUACUACUUAAAUGUCUUCAAUGGAAUUUUCUUGGCUCUGGGUCUUAUGCUUUUCACAUUCGGCCUUUGGCUUUUAUUUGACAGAAACAAUUUUUUCAGUGUGUUAUUUUCUUCAGGCAAGAACCAGCUAGUGGCAUAUUUUUCUUAUCUAUUACUUGGAAUUGGAUCUAUUAUUGCUUUUACAUCAGCUGUGGGAUUCUUUGGAAGUAGUAUGGAAAUCAAAUGUCUACAAAUUACAUAUUUAGGUUUUCAGAUCCUGGUGUUUGUUACCCAGAUGGCAAUAUUGGUGCUUAUGUUCAUGAAGAAAGAAGAGGUGCACAAUCAAUGGGACAGCAGAAUUGAUGAAGUUAUUUCUGAAUACGGGAACGAGAGUCUGGCUGAGCAGGAACCCGUGUGGAACAUUCUGAAUGCUGUGCAGCAAAAUAUGGAAUGCUGUGGAAGAUAUAAUGUCACACAGUGGGAAAGGAAUGAAAACAAGGGAAGUAUUACUCAGAUCCCAUGUUCAUGCACAAAAUCCAAUCUGAAGAAAUGGUUUUGUGAUGUCCCAAGGGAAUCAAUAUACAGUAUGGGAUGUGAAGAAUAUUUAAAUACAUGGUUUGAGAACAAUGUUUUCAUCUUAGCUGCAAUUUCUGUCAGCCUGCUAAUUACACAGAUGUUUUUGGUCACACUAACUUGUCAGCUAUUUAGAAACAUCAGAAAGAAUAUUAUUUGGCCAGAUGAAUUGUGAAUUCUUUUGAGCAUUUAUGGUGUGCAAGAAUUAUCUGAUCCAUGCCUGUGACAGUCAACAGAAUUACUUCCACUAAGAUCUGGAUGGGUUCUACAUGUUGUAAUCACUAGGAUAUCAACAUUUGGGCUUUAAACUGCUUGUUUAUUGUUCAUUGUUAUGUAUAUGGUAAUAUGCUAUAACAUAGUGUAUAUUAAAGCCUGAAGUACUAUGCCAUUUACUAGCCAUUUAACAAAACCUACUGAUAAGCUGAGUAUCAGUUUCCCGAGUCCCUGGAAAAACUUGUUCCGAGUGUUGCAAACAGUACUGUAUAGCAUACUCCACUUUGAAAGAGAAGGAACCCUUCAUCAGACUAAGUCAAGAAAAAAUAUUUACUAAACAUUCCUGAUACUUCUUCAGGCCUUCACCUUUCCUUCCAGUCCUUCUCCAUUUUGACCUUGAUUGCAAUUUAAUCUCAAAAAAUUUCACUGAGUCUCAUAAAUACUGGACUCUUAACAAGUCUUUUCCAAAAAGGGUUGUAAUGAACAUCUUUCAUUCUUACUGAAUGGCUCUUACCAUUCAUUUAAUCGAAUGGCUUCAGUGGUUUAGGUGCAGUAAGCUUUAAAGCCUAAAACAUUAUGGAAUAUCUUGAGGAAAACUGAGGAAGGUGUGGUAUUACAAGUGUAUGUGAUAGCAUUGUUAAUGAUAUUUUGUCUAAAACUUCCCAUUUCAGUAAUCCAUUUUCUGAUGCUUAUAAAUUUGGUAACUUCUUUUUAUUUAGUUGAAAAAAAAU
This is a messenger RNA of Apus apus (common swift), 1848 nucleotides long. It is a transcript of the gene TSPAN19, whose product is annotated as tetraspanin 19. The transcript is spliced from 9 exons. The record is from RefSeq and is a predicted model, not a curated record. The coding region runs from base 321 to 1079 and encodes 252 amino acids. Gene Ontology annotation, cellular component: membrane. NCBI's taxonomy places the organism in Eukaryota, Metazoa, Chordata, Aves, Apodiformes, Apodidae.